AUGGACGCCCUUCCUUCUUACGGCGAUGCAUUCCCUCGCCUUCCCGGAGCGGAUCCACGCGACGCCACACGACGGGACGUGACGACGCGAAACACUCUCCAGAGUCUCUCCGAGCACAAGGCUUUCACGGAUCUCGCUGAGGAGCUGCCUCGCUUCGAAGAGCCGCUUCCUGCGCCCAGUGCGUCUGUAGGGAAUACACCUGUGAAGCCACGAGACACGGCGACUCGUGUAGACUGUCUUCUGCCACCGCGCAUCCCCACUCAGGGGCUUCCGUCCGCUGCGAGGGACGCCCAGGGCUCCGGAACGGGUCUCCUGGUCUACGUGACGGGCUUCGGUCCCUUCGGCUCGGUGCAGAACAACCCGACAGGGUGCCUGGUCUCGAACGCGGCGCGCGCCCUUCGUCGUGCGCAGGCAGGCGAACAAGCCGCGGCCGAAGAGCCGCAGAUGUCUGCGGGGGACGCCCAGCGCGGCGACGCUCCGGCAGCCAGUGGCUCCAUUCCGAGGCUGUACUUCGGUUCAGUCAGAACGACCCUACCUUUCGAGCAGCUCAGGGAGGCCUGCUCAGCGGAUGUCGGCGACGCCUCGGCUUUGCGUGAUGGACGACGAGGCUCCCGCGCUCACCAGGGUCGUGCGGCGCCGCAGGAAGACUCUGCAGAGGAUCCCCACCGCCUGGGAGGGGGAGUCGAGACGGAGGAGGACGCAGACGCCGCGUCAGGGGCAGGCGCCUCGCGAAGAGCCAAGGACGGAGACUUCCGGUUCGAAGAAGAGCAGGGCGCGCCGACGGGGAAGGCAGCACAACGCGCAGUUGCGCAGGCACUCGCAGAGCGUGAACCGCCAGUCUGUCGCAUCUCCUCCGCCGUCCGCCUCUGUGGAGCUGAAAUUCUUGAAGCUGCAGCGAAGGCGGUGGAUGAGGCAGCGCCGCGAAUUCGAGGUGCGCUGCACUCUGCGCGGUGUUCGCGGAUCGGCUGCGAGCAGGGCCGCGAGGAGCUUUCGCAGAGCCCUGCGGGAGAGGAAUCUUUCUCUCUGAAGCGAGGGCGCGCAGUCGACAGAACGCUCGCGGUGGCGUCGAACAGGGCUGAUGCGGCGGAUGUCCACUCUGCGGGCGGGAACGGGGUGGGGACGCCGCGAACGGAGGCGGCUUCCAGCGUUGAACAGAGGCCGAGCGCAGAAGAAGGCGGGAUUCCGUCGCCCGAAGGAGCCCUUUCAGUCAAGAAAGCCACACCUCCCUCGGAAGUCGCGGCAAAGGAGGAGGGAGGCGCACGCUCCGUGGACAGUUGUGGCGCGGAAAGCGCCGAAGGAGAGGGCGGUGAGACGAAGAAGCUCGUUCUCCAUCUCGGGCUCAACCAAGCCGCCACGGCCUUCGAACUGGAGCAGGUCGGCGUCAACGGUACGUCGGCGUUUGUGCGGAUCCUGACGGGCCUGGGGCCCGCCGUCGUCGAGUCGUCCGCGCCGGCGCUCCCUCAGUGA
Besnoitia besnoiti is the source of this 1467-nucleotide messenger RNA. RefSeq names its product chrromatin organization modifier domain-containing protein. The transcript has a single exon. The coding region runs from base 1 to 1467 and encodes 488 amino acids. The record is from RefSeq and is a predicted model, not a curated record. Lineage: Eukaryota; Apicomplexa; Conoidasida; Eucoccidiorida; Sarcocystidae.